Messenger RNA from Mesorhabditis belari, 1476 nucleotides. NCBI's taxonomy places the organism in Eukaryota, Metazoa, Nematoda, Chromadorea, Rhabditida, Rhabditidae. The record is from the annotation of a GenBank genome assembly.
AUGGAUCGGCUGGGGCACAUGUCAACCUCAUCUUUCAACUUCCUCGAAGAACUUCCCGAUGUCAUCUUCUAUGCGGUGUUGGAGAGACUGCCUGGACGGGUCAUCGAAAACACUGUUCGACUAAUCUCAAAGGAUUUCUACAGAAAGGUCGAGAUGCGCAGAGGGAGACUUCCUCGUGUUUAUAUCGAUCAACUUAUUAUUCGCGCAGGGAACAGGUUUGGGUAUAGAAGAGAGCCUAGCGAGAGAGCAAGGCGUUACCUUGAAUUUGAUUAUCAAGAAACGACCGAUCCGGCUGACUUGGUUCAACAUUUGAAUCAUUUGAAAGAGCGUGCAACCUUCAAGACCCUCGAGUUGGAUAAUGUCAAUUGGGCUUGUGCUGCAAAUUGCAAGUUGCAAAUCGAAUGCGAAGAAUUGUCUUGUUGUGUCAAUUUAACGACUCUUUCUCCGGAAAGAUUCAUGGAUAUUUUUUGCAGUAUAAGACCAACACGGAAGCUAACGAUUGGGGCGGACAACGACAUUUUUCCUGUGACGAGUGAGUUUUUCACCAACAAUUAUGCGACUCGAUUGCAAGAAGUUUCGUUGUUCGGUUACGGGAAUGCCAUGGUUGAUCCAUUAAAUGACACGAUCUUGUUGUAUUCAAAUCUUUCCAUGUUGCCUCACUUUUUGCCCAUCAUUAUUUUACACAUGUCAACCUCAUCUUUCAACUUCCUCGAAGAACUUCCCGAUGUCGUCUUCUAUGCGGUGUUGGAGAGACUGCCUGGACGGGUCAUCGAAAACACUGUUCGACUAAUCUCAAGGGAUUGCUACAGAAAGGUCGAGUUGCGCAGAGGGAGACUUCCUCGUGUUUAUCUCGAUCACCUUAUUAUUCGCGCAGGGAACAGGUUUGGUAUAAGACCAACACGCAAGCUAACGAUUGGGGCGAAUGGGGACAACAAAAUUUUUCCUGUGACGAGUGACUUUUUCACCAACAAUCAUUCGAUUCGAUUGCAAGAAGUUUCGUUUUUCGGUUACGGGAAUGCCAUGGUUGAUCCAUUAAAGGACACGAUCUUGUUCUAUUCAAAUCUUUCGUUUUUUGACACUGAUUUUCUAACAAGUCCCGGGUGCACUCUUGAUGGGAUUCUAACGAUGCUCCGAGACUGGUACACUUCAGAGCGUCGAAUUGAUUAUAUUAACCUUCGAGCACGUGGCGAACAUCAAAAUUUCUGGCGCAAUUUACGUCCAUUGCUAGUUCGUAAAAGGUUCCACUGCGAGGAUUACAUCGAAUCUAUCCGCGCUUUGGAAAGAGCGAAUGGGGAGGUCAUUAAGCUUGAUGUUUGCAUUGAUCAUCUUGGCUAUCUUUGUAUCGAAAUGAUUCGACUAGUGUCCGGCCCGAAAGCGGACUUAUAUAGGCGGUAUGAUGACGCUGGUGGUCAUGACGAUGAUGACGAUGAUGACGUGGAUUAUGACCUGGUUUUUGACGUGAAUUAUUACGUGGAU